Molecule: messenger RNA, 939 nt
Organism: Lecanosticta acicola
Lineage: Eukaryota; Fungi; Ascomycota; Dothideomycetes; Mycosphaerellales; Mycosphaerellaceae
Source: the annotation of a GenBank genome assembly
AUGCGCGGCAAACGCCAAAAGCAAUACCGCAAGCUCAUGCACAAAUACCAACUCACCUUUGCCUUCCGCGAACCCUACCAAGUCCUCCUCGACGCGCAAAUCAUCAUCGACGCCGCCCGCUGCAAAAUGCAACUCGGCCACCUCCUCCAACAAACUCUCCACGGCGCCAUAAAACCCAUGAUCACCACCUGCAGCAUCCGGCACCUAUACCAGAUGCCCCCCUCACCGGAGAAGGAAGCGUGGAUCGCAGUCGCCAAGUCCGCGGAGCGGAGGCGCUGCGGGCACCACGAAUUGGAAGCACCGCUGACGGAAUUGGAAUGCGUAGAAUCGGUGGUGGACCCAAAGGGGAACGGGACGAAUAAGUUCCGGUACGUGGUUGCGAGUCAGGAUGUGGAAAUCCGGAGGAAGAUGAGAGGGGUGGUGGGCGUGCCGUUGGUGUAUAUCUCGCGCAGCGUGAUGAUUCUGGAGCCCAUGGCGGAGAAGUCGGAGCGGGUGAAGGAGGGGGAGGAAAAGGCCAAGAUUAAGGCCGGGUUGAAAUUCAGACGAGGGGCGGAGAAGAGGAAGAGAGACGAUGAAGAGGAUGAUGAUGGAGAAGAAGAGAGUGGGAAGGCUGGAGAGGCUCGGGAUCGGGAUGUGGAAGAGCCCGCGAAGAAGAAAGUCAAGGCCAAGGGGCCCAAGGGGCCUAAUCCGCUGAGUGUGAAGAAGGCAAAGAAGGAAGAGCCUACAAGUAAGAACAAGCAAGGCGACGAAAGAGCUGCGACCCGUAGGGCCACGAAGGCAGAUUCGCAGGCCGCAGACAGAGGCGAACUGGCUGCUACAGCGAACGAUGAGAGUGGUCACGGCGUCACAGACGAGACUCGCAAGCGGAAGAGGAAGAGAAAGCCCAAGGAUGCCACUGCCGGCGCAGAAGCGACCUCAGUUGCAGAUGGGGAAGAUUGA